This is a messenger RNA of Blastomyces gilchristii SLH14081, 2074 nucleotides long. RefSeq names its product actin-like protein 2. Gene Ontology annotation, molecular function: actin filament binding. Gene Ontology annotation, cellular component: Arp2/3 protein complex; actin cortical patch. The transcript is spliced from 7 exons. NCBI's taxonomy places the organism in Eukaryota, Fungi, Ascomycota, Eurotiomycetes, Onygenales, Ajellomycetaceae. The coding region runs from base 174 to 1340 and encodes 388 amino acids. The record is from RefSeq and is a predicted model, not a curated record. Gene Ontology annotation, biological process: Arp2/3 complex-mediated actin nucleation.
CGUCACCCCCCAUCCGCAGCGGGACAAGGGGAAUCUCGAUUGGCAACUCCGACAGUUAGCCAAACAGCACCGCUACGACACACCCAUUACUACCACCCACACUCCUCUAUCUCUCUCCCUAUAUUGUGGGCAGUCCUUCAGUCUACCAUUCACCAAUAUAACACAUCGCGACCAUGGCGGAGCCCCCCAUUGUUCUCGAUGGAGGUACCGGUUUCCUGAAAGUCGGAUAUGCGGGUCAGAACUUCCCCGAACACCAGUUCCCCUCGAUAGUGGGGCGGCCGAUUCUCAGAUCAGAGGAGCAGGCUGGGGAUAUUAUCGUGAAGGAUAUUAUGUGUGGUGAUGAGGCUGCCGCUGCUAGAUCGAUGCUACAAAUCAGCUAUCCUAUGGAGAAUGGAAUUGUGAAGAAGUGGGAUGAUAUGCAACAUCUAUGGAACUAUACGUUUUACGAUAAAAUGAAAAUUGAUCCCACAGGCCGGAAGAUCCUCCUUACCGAACCUCCUAUGAACCCCCUUAAAAACAGAGAGCAGAUGUGCGAGGUGAUGUUUGAGGGUUACAACUUUGGAGGAGUAUAUGUUGCUAUACAGGCAGUUUUGGCCCUCUAUGCGCAAGGCCUCAGUAGUGGUGUUGUAGUUGAUUCAGGCGACGGCGUCACACACAUCGUUCCGGUAUAUGAGUCCACAGUGCUAAACCACCUAACGCGCCGUCUAGACGUUGCUGGCCGCGAUGUUACACGCAACCUCAUCGCCCUCCUCCUCCGCCGCGGCUACGCACUUAACCGUACCGCUGACUUCGAGACCGUGCGCCAAAUCAAAGAGAAGCUCUGCUACGUAUCCUACGACCUGGAGCUUGACCAGCGCCUUUCAGAAGACACAACCGUGCUAGUGGAAUCAUAUACCCUCCCAGAUGGCAGAGUGAUCAGAGUUGGUAGUGAGCGGUUUGAAGCGCCCGAGUGUCUUUUCCAGCCGCAUCUUGUUGAUGUCGAGCAACCUGGCAUCGCAGAAUUCUUAUUCAACACCAUCCAGGCUGCGGAUGUUGAUGUGAGGAGUAGCUUGUAUAAGGCUAUUGUUCUCAGCGGAGGUAGCAGCAUGUAUCCCGGUCUGCCAUCAAGACUUGAAAAGGAACUGAAACAACUCUGGUUGACAAGGGUGCUGCAAGGGAACCCGGAGAGACUAAAUAAAUUCAAAGUCCGCAUCGAAGAUCCGCCUCGAAGAAGACACAUGGUCUUCCUUGGCGGUGCCGUCCUCGCAAACCUUCUCGCAGACAAAGACAACAUGUGGAUCUCCAAAGAAGAAUGGCAAGAACAAGGCCCCGGUGCCCUCACCAAGCUUGGCCCAAGAUAGUUCUACUUACCCAAUACUAUUUUGCUUUCUUCUUUUCCCCCACUUGGCAAAUAACUACAUCUUGAGCGCAUGGCUACAAUACAAUAAAAUUUGCUACGUACAGUAGAGUAGGGCAUGAAUAGUGACACUCUCCUGCCCGUCUCGCCUCCAUUUUUUUUUUUUUUUUUUUUUUUUUGGUCCUCAAACUACCCCUUUCUUUUCAAAUCACCCCAUUCACGAACCCUACAUUCUGUAGAUCAUAUAGUUCGCGCGAGACAUAUCCUCCAUCGACCCGCCCACCCACAAUUUAUUCGUUGCGUCUUUUUGUCCCUACGGCACACAUUCGUUCGCGGAGGGGUCUUGCUACAAUAAGUUCGCUGUCCAGAUUUAGAGCGCGUAUAUUUCUUUUCUCUCCUCUGUUAUUUAUUUAACUCCAUUUUGCUUCACUUAGCGAGUUCCGAGAGCUGCUUGUAGCGUACGAUAUAGGUUAUUAGUUAAGCUACACUUCGUAUCUUCAAAACAAGGAACGAAUGCAUCCACAGGGACCUCGCAGAGGUCCGCUCUCCCCCUGUAACACUUAAUAUACUACACACCAAAACUAAAAUGAAGUAGAAACGCAAUGCAGAUGAAAUGGCUCUAAAUUAGUUAACGACGUAUGCUCCCUACGAAUAUAUCUUUCAUACAUACAUAUAUCUAAAACAGCGAACCACGCCAUCCACCCAUCUAUAUCUAAAGAUCUAUCACCAAACAAAUUC